AUGAGCUGCUUCCGGCCCAUGACUGCAGGAGACCUCUUCAAAUUCAACUCCGUCAACUUGGACGGAUUCACUGAGACCUUUCUGCAGAGUUUCUAUCUCCGGUACCUUUCCAACUGGCCCGAGCUCUGCAUUGUUGCUGACGCACCAGAUGGAACUAUCGCAGGGUACAUCAUGGGCAAAGUCGAGGGAACGGGUAUGGACUGGCAUGGACACGUGACCGCGCUGUCGGUUGCACCGGAGUUCCGCAAGUGUGGCCUCGCGCAGAAGCUGAUGUCCUUCUUGGAAAACAUUUCAGAGAUGAAGUUCAAAUGCUACUAUGUCGACCUCUACGUUAGAGUGUCGAAUACCGUGGCCGUGAACUUCUACAGGAAGCUUGGCUACCGCGUGUGGAAGACAGAGAAAGGCUAUUACUCCGGAAAAGAAGACGCCCUCGACAUGCGGAAGCCUCUCUCCCAUGACGUCGAUGCAGUGUGCCUCAAAGGCGCCGAAGAACCCCUCUAG
This is a messenger RNA of Besnoitia besnoiti, 501 nucleotides long. RefSeq names its product n-acetyltransferase family protein. Gene Ontology annotation, biological process: N-terminal peptidyl-methionine acetylation. NCBI's taxonomy places the organism in Eukaryota, Apicomplexa, Conoidasida, Eucoccidiorida, Sarcocystidae. Gene Ontology annotation, cellular component: NatB complex. The record is from RefSeq and is a predicted model, not a curated record. Gene Ontology annotation, molecular function: protein-N-terminal amino-acid acetyltransferase activity. The coding region runs from base 1 to 501 and encodes 166 amino acids. The transcript has 2 exons.